AUGGGUGAACGGAUAGCUACGGACUUACGUAUGACACUUUUCGAACGGCUUCUACAUCAAGAUAUGAGUUUCUAUGACUCGACGCUGACCGGUGAACUGAAUGCUCGUCUAAGUGCAGACGUACAAGAAUUUAAAAGUUCGCUGAAACUCACUCUUGCUCAAGGCCUUAAAACAUUUACACAGACAGGUGGCUGUAUGAUAUCGCUCUUUAUGAUAUCCCCGAAGAUGACCAUGAUCACAAUGACUUCAAUGCCACUCGUUAUCGUAAUCGGUACUGUGUUUGGAUCACUCCUGCGAAAACUUUCACGUCGUUCACAAGCACAAAAUGCAAUCGCAGCCGCUGUAGCGGAUGAAGCGUUUGCUAAUAUUCGAACAGUGCGUGCAUUCGCGAUGGAAAACCAAGAAAUUGCGUUCGUUUUUGACAUCUGA
Anisakis simplex (herring worm) is the source of this 429-nucleotide messenger RNA. NCBI's taxonomy places the organism in Eukaryota, Metazoa, Nematoda, Chromadorea, Rhabditida, Anisakidae. The record is from the annotation of a GenBank genome assembly.